This is a messenger RNA of Pyricularia pennisetigena, 1317 nucleotides long. RefSeq lists its product as uncharacterized. The record is from RefSeq and is a predicted model, not a curated record. The transcript has 3 exons. NCBI's taxonomy places the organism in Eukaryota, Fungi, Ascomycota, Sordariomycetes, Magnaporthales, Pyriculariaceae. Bases 1 to 1317 code for a protein of 438 amino acids.
AUGCUACUCUCCAGCUAUCUGAACCUGGGGAUUCUUUUCCUCGCGACUGCCAAUGCCCUCGUCAUCUCUGAUCCACAUGCUACCGAAGCGAGUUGCCGGCACCAACAACAACAAAUUUCGACGCCUGCUCUUCAAAAGAGAAGUAUUGGCAUACUGCCCUGGAAGAGGCAGGCUCCCGCGACAGAACCGGAAGAAGGAUCCGAAGAUUUAACGGCAGAUGGAGAUGGGUCUAUACCUCAAGGGAAGAGCAACAGCUGGUUGGGCGACUGGUGGGAUAACUUGAAGCUAAAUCCGUUCGCAAAGGAUGGGACAGAAGAAGAGCCCGAAGAGGGUGGCGGAUUUUUCGCUGGCUUAUUUGGAAGCAACGGAAAGGAAGAAAAGCCACCCAAGGAAAAAGAACAGAAACAACCCAGCAAGGGCAUCUUCGGCGGUCUUUUUGGCGGCGCUGACAAGUCCGAGCAGGAGCCGAAGUCGUCCAGCGGAAGUUGGUUCAAGAACCCUUUUGGUGGUGGAAGCAACCCGGACCCAGAACCAGAAUCGUCCAGCGGAAGCUGGUUCAAAAACCCUUUUGGUGGUGGAAGCAACAACAAUGGGGCAUCAGGUGAAGACAACUCUCGGUCUACAGCAGUAGACCCCGAUCAGGGUCCCAGCCGCGGUUUUGACGAAAGUGUCGGCAUGAACACUCAAUUAAAUCGGCCACCAAUGAGCUCUUCUUUGCAACCUACAAGCUCAGGUACAGACUCAGCUUUAAUGCAACUAAACAGGGCAAGCAGGAGACGUCUCAAAAAGUACGACACGAAAGAACAGCAGCGGAUAGACACCCUGAGGCUGAACAGACAGCCCAUACCGACAGAUGAUCCAUCGUUGCUAGUUAUAGCAAAUCCGGUGGAGCGUCUGAAAGCAUACGACGCAAGAAGAGACAGGCAGCGGCAAGACAAAAUGCGCAGCGACCAAGCGAUAAAAAAUCAAAAGGGAUCACUUUCGCAAGAUGAACAACGUCUCCUCAAUAACUACGACCAACUCGAGACAGCACAAAACCCAAACUCGCGGAUUCUAGCAAUUAAAGAUUCAAGAGAACGACUAACAAAAUACAAACUAAGAGACAAGAACAAAAAACCGCUAACGUCGCAAGAACAGCAGCGACUAGAUAGGUUUGACGCAAUCGAGAAGCAAAACCCGAGCUCGCGGAUACUGAAGACGGCGGACCCAAGGAAUCGACUACAGAGAUAUGAACAAAGAGAGGCUCAAAGGCAAAAGAAUGCUGCAGCUAAGAACAAAGGCCAGCCUGCGAGCGGGCAGCGUUACAAACUCAGCUGA